Messenger RNA from Mycetomoellerius zeteki, 402 nucleotides. RefSeq names its product keratin-associated protein 4-11. The transcript has 2 exons. Lineage: Eukaryota; Metazoa; Arthropoda; Insecta; Hymenoptera; Formicidae. The coding region runs from base 34 to 360 and encodes 108 amino acids. The record is from RefSeq and is a predicted model, not a curated record.
AGAGAAAAAACGACUAAAUUUAUUGCUUCCACCAUGUAUCAUCGCAAACCAUUUUAUUGUACAAGCAAUGGCUGUUUGUCCCCAGAACCAAGACUUUCUAAAUAUUGUCAUUACCCACUUUCGUGUCCACCAUUGAUGUGUAGACCAAGACCAAAGUCGCUGCCAUUACCACCUACUAUAUGUAUCGCUGGACCUUGUCCACAACGAUCAGCUUCAAGAUUAUAUUGUCGUCCGUCAGCACCAAAAAUAUUGCCACCAUCCUCCUGCGUUCGAUUUUGCAUUCGAUACUCGAACGAAGGAUCAAGUUGCUACCCUUGCUACUGGUCUAAUUUACCAAAAUGUCCUAGCAGUAUCUGUUAGGAUCAUCUAACAGCAUACUUGAUAAUACAGAACCGAGAUAUA